UGUUGACAUCCGAAAUUAAGUGUACACAUGACUAUGUCGUGGCGAGGUGUUCGUCGUAAUCUUACGCAUUUGCAAUCAUAGAUCACCACGGUCUUUGUGAAACGCACAUUGACUCGCCUCAACAACCAAAGAUGCCAGGAUCCAAGGUUACAGAGCAAUGUGGUUGGCCACAAGAUGUUGGCAUCAUUGCCCUGGAGCUCUACUUUCCUUCUCAGUAUGUUGACCAGACAGAACUGGAGGCAUUUGAUGGAGCAUCUGCUGGAAAAUACACCAUUGGUCUCGGCCAGGAGAAGAUGGGCUUCUGUUCAGACUGUGAGGACAUCAACAGUCUCUGUCUCACUGUUGUACAAAAACUUAUUGAAAGAAAUAACAUAUCUUACCAGGACAUUGGCUACUUAGAAGUUGGUACGGAGACUAUCAUUGAUAAAUCAAAAAGUACCAAAACUGUUUUGAUGCAGUUGUUUGAAGAUGCAGGCAACACGGACUUGGAAGGCAUUGACUGUAAGAAUGCUUGCUAUGGUGGCACGGCUGCGUUGUUCCAUGCUGUGAAUUGGGUGGAGUCGAGCUCAUGGAAUGGACGUUAUGCCCUAGUUGUCGCUGGAGACAUUGCAGUCUAUGCAACUGGUAAUGCCCGGUGUACCGGUGGGGCUGGAGCUGUGGCCAUGCUUGUUGGACCUCACGCUCCACUUGUGUUAGAGAGAGGUCUCAGAGCAACGCACAUGCAACAUGCUUACGACUUCUAUAAACCAGACCUGACGUCCGAGUACCCUGUAGUCGAUGGCAAACUCUCCAUCCAAUGCUACCUCAGUGCUUUAGAUAAAUGUUAUCAGCUCUAUUGUAAGAAAGUAGCACAAAAAUCAGCCAAAGAUGGAACUGCUGAAUCAUUCACGCUAGAUUCAGGAGAUGCCUUCCUCUUUCAUACACCAUUCUGCAAACUUGUCCAAAAGUCUUUGGCUCGCAUCAUGUUGAAUGAUUUUCUCUGUGAUCCUAACGCCUCCUCCCAGGGAAAAUAUGCUGGGCUAGAAGCGAUAAGAGAUGUUAAGUUAGAAGACACAUUCUUUAAUCGUGACGUUGAGAAAGCCUGUAUGACAGCAAGCAGUGACAUCUUUAAACAGAAGACAUUACCAUCAUUAUUGGUCGCCAAGAGUGUAGGAAACAUGUACACGCCAUCUUUGUAUGGAGGCUUAGCAUCUGUGAUAUCAUCUUAUAAAACUACACCAGAAUUCAGUGGAAAAAGGAUCGUCUUGUUCUCUUAUGGUUCUGGACUUGCCUCAACCCUUUACUCUGUCCGAGCAAGUGACGAUGCCUCUCCUGGGUCCAGUCUGGACAAACUGAGGUUGAGCUUUGCUGAUUUAAACACCAGAUUGGCGUCAAGACAGAAAGUCCCGCCAGCUGAUUUUGAUGCAGCGAUGAAGCUAAGAGAGGAGACUCAUCAUAAAGCGCCCUAUACCCCCGUUGGAUCAACAGAUGUGCUUUUCCCGGGUACGUGGUACCUUACACAUGUUGAUGAAAUGCACCGAAAGAAGUAUGAGAGAAAACCAUUGAUACCCAUGGAGGGAAGAUAUACAGGAGUUCCAGAUACCCAGACAAAGAUUGCUGGUGUGUCUCAAGUCGUUGACUCUCAGAGAACUGGGAGUCCAGCCAGCUAGGCCAGAGGUGACUCUAUCAACAUGCUUAUGAUGUGUAUAGCUCAACGAAGCCUAUGUGUUAGGAAGAUUUACUCAGGAUAACUACUGAUUUAAGUGCUGUACACUCCAAAAUAUUUUCGAGUUUAAUUUAAGUUUUCCUUGAUCAAAAAACUUCAGACACACUAAGGCAAAGCAGGGCAAUUGAAAAUAAUGGUUAUCAUUUAUUUGCAAAUUUAAACGAAAAGCUGUUUUGUCCUCAGUUGUAAAUGGUGUACUGAAUUUAAAGUGGGUUAAAUAUUUUGGUCUUUACAGCACUGAUGUGUUUUUCAACCUUUAUGCUUUAACACCGGAAUGACCGUUGAGGUGUAUCACUCCUCAGCUGUCUGCCUGGCCAGCCAUUUUGAUGUUGUAUACUUAUAACAAUAUAUCUUUUUAUCUUGUAUAUCUUAGAACAUCCUGCUGAUUACUGCGGGGAGGGGGGGGGAUCAGGCAAAAAUGAUAUGAUGGAGCUAGGUAAAGUGGAAUUCUGCCGUUCAUAAUACUCAAAAUAAAAUCAAAUUCUUACUAAUUAUUUUGUCUAUAAAACAAAAGCUUUAGAAUGUUCAGCAUUUUAAGUUGAACUUUGAAAUUAAUCAUGCUAAUUUGCACAUUUGUCUUGUUGGACAUCAAACCUUUGUGCUAACAGAAAGAUUUGCAUUUGCAUUGAAAGGAUUUUGUCACACAGUUGUUUUGCUUCUUUGUUAUAUGUCACUGUAUCAGGUGUUUUCAAUAAACAUCAAUGUGUUUCACAAUUCUGACAAUGUAAGGAAGGGGGAGGGGGUCAAGGGCCUGUAAGGAUUGCCUUUUCAUGUAAAUGAUAAAUGCUGUCGCAGCAUUUUUAAUAUUCAGUCAAGUAUGAGCAGUUAUUUCUUUUGCUAGAGAGGGGGUGAGAAGUCCUCGAUGGAGAAAUAUUUUCUCCUUUGAGUAGGUGCUGUUUAGAAGUCGAUUAUUUCAAGUUGAAACAGUCUAUUGAUGCCAAUCAUGGGGCACAGAAAAAAAUUAUGCCAUUCUGUAUGCAGAGUAGUCGCCUGUUAUGAUAGAUAUAAACUAGUCCUUGUGAGAUGAUGUGUGAUAUUCAUUUAUGAAAUCAUUCCACUGUUUUGUGAACACUUAAAUACAUGUAUUAUGUAAA
Messenger RNA from Lineus longissimus, 2799 nucleotides. Its product is annotated as hydroxymethylglutaryl-CoA synthase 1-like. The transcript is spliced from 9 exons. The record is from RefSeq and is a predicted model, not a curated record. Gene Ontology annotation, biological process: acetyl-CoA metabolic process. Gene Ontology annotation, molecular function: hydroxymethylglutaryl-CoA synthase activity. NCBI's taxonomy places the organism in Eukaryota, Metazoa, Nemertea, Pilidiophora, Heteronemertea, Lineidae. The coding region runs from base 132 to 1649 and encodes 505 amino acids.